UCCCGCCGGGAUUUAAUGGGUUUGUUUGUUUAAGCUAGAAUUGGCCCGCCGGUGGCCGGAGGAGAUCGCCUCAACUACUUGUCCCAAGCUUUUAGAUUCGACUAAACACGCCACCGAGAUGAUGCGUAGGAAGGGAACGUCAAGAGCUAGAAACCCAAUUAGCUACAUAUUGGACGCUAUCGACUUCAGAUGUCUUGCAUGUUGAUGAACUGCAAGGGCUCGUGUCUUGUUAUUGGAUAAUCUCCCAGUUUCUGCAUGAGACCCCCCACUCGAUUACCUACCUCACUACCAUUUGCUGAGGUGAUUGACUCUGAGACUUUAAAGAUAUAAGAAGCUCACGAGUCGUUGUAUUACCUCCGAUCCGAUACAUAAUAUAUUUUUCUAAUAUUUACCCCGGAAUCUUAGGGUGUCCAUAAAAGGCACAAUAUAAUGGCUGGAAUUACGAAACUUGAACUUCGGACGGCUCUUGGCCCGGUCUAUCGGGAUGUACUACCGAAUCCUCCUCGGGACUGUACGGCUGACGAAAUCCCAAUUGUCGACUUGGCGCUUAUGUUUUCCGAGAAGCUCUCCGACCGUAAAAGUGUCGCCGAUAAUAUCAGAUCGGCUGCUACUAAUAAUGGUUUCUUCUAUAUCAAGAACCAUGGCAUACCGGAAGAAGUCAUUGCUCAAUGCAAGAAGCAAGUAAUCAACUUCAUGAGACAGCCACUAGAGAAGAAGAUGCUAGUAGACUCUAGGACACAUAGCAAGUAUUAUAACGGGUAUCUUGGAAACCGGAAGGCUCAGAUCUCUCGCACCGAGAGCGUCGAUGUCAGAGAGUCAUUUUCAUUUCGGUAUAGCCCAGAGCUCGAUCCAGAUCAUCCAAUUAACAUUUCCGAGCUUCCCGACGAGGUGAGAUCAUGGAUUCGCGCAGAAGACUUUGUGUGGGAGGGUACGAAGCAUUUGCCCAACUUUAAGGAGGACUCUCUCGCAUACUGGAGGAGCUGCUUAACUCUAGCUAGAAGACUAGUUAGAGUCUUUGCUCUUUCGCUGGACCUAGAAGAAGAUUAUUGGGACGAUAAAGUCACACACCCAGGAGCAGAUGGCGUCUUCAAUUACUAUCCGCCAAGGACUGUAGAAGAAGCCGAAAAUAAGUUUGUUGGUCUAGGGAGUCACACAGAUCUGCAGCUGUUUACGCUCCUGUGGCAAGACAGCGUGGGUGGUUUGCAGGUGCUGUCUAAAGAGGGACAGUGGCUGAGGGCCCCUCCGAUCGAAGGAACACUUGUUGUCAAUAUCGGCGACUUCAUGAUGCGGCUUUGCAAUGAUAUUUAUAAAUCCACUGUCCAUAGAGUCACAAAUGAGUCCAACGAAGAGCGUGUCUCUCUACCAUUCUUCUUUGGUCUCAACUUCAACUGCGUCGAGGGGGUUGUUCCCUCGUGUACCUCGGAGAAGAAUCCGGCGAAAUACAAACCCAUCUCUUGCGGUGAUUGGUGUCAAAUGAGAUUCAAGAUUGAGAGGGAAGAUUUUCUCAAAAAUCAAGAAGCAAAAAAGGCGGUGGCCCCAAGUGCUACUGUGGUGGCUGGAUAGUGUAUUUCGCUUCAUUUCGCUCGAUUCUAUUUGAGGCUGGGUUAUGAAUUUGCUUCUCUGAUUUCUUGGCCAUCUACAAGACCUUUUGAAUGAGUUCGAGGACGUCAAAGAAGGCUUCGCGUUCAGGCUUAAGAGUUUUAAGACCAAGUCCAACGACAAGGGUACGAUUCUCGUCUGAGUUUUUCCUUGCGAUGUGACU
This is a messenger RNA of Daldinia vernicosa, 1762 nucleotides long. RefSeq names its product Clavaminate synthase-like protein. Lineage: Eukaryota; Fungi; Ascomycota; Sordariomycetes; Xylariales; Hypoxylaceae. The record is from RefSeq and is a predicted model, not a curated record. Bases 430 to 1563 code for a protein of 377 amino acids. The transcript is spliced from 5 exons.